CAUAUUAACCCUACCGUGGCUUUGUAACAUUCUUAUCUCUUAGUACUCCAUCCAGAUAGUCAUUUCGAAAAGUUACCGAAAGUGGACUAUUCCACAAGUCUGAUAGCAAAGAACCCCAUAAGUUGUCUUCCAUUCUGAUGUCCAAUCGAAAAUUGACUCGAAUUGAUUGGAGAUGGAAACUUGGUCGGUGUUAUUGGCAGAUGUAGACAAGAGGGAUAAAAUCUACAGAACUAUUCAGUAUCUUUGUAAGUUAUAUUGUGGUUUACCUUAUGGAAGUGCAGAAACUAAGUUAGGUGUACGAAAGUUGGCAAAAGUUCUUUCUUCUGCAAGACAAGUCUUACGCCUUGGCAAAUCUUUUCUAGUGUGGAACAAAAUUCGUAGUCAACCCAAGAUGGUUGACCCAAUUUCCUUCUCUUUGAUAAGGCUGAGUGACUUUUCAUUUAUGCUUUAUUUUUUGUACGAUAAUAUUGCCUGGUUAUUUCGCUCUGGGUUGAUUGUUGGAAAGGAAAAAGGACCUCGACGAAAAGCUACCGAAUUUUACUUGAGUGGUGCAGCUUUCAAUCUUUUAGAAAAUACAAGACAGCUUUUGAAAAUUGUAUUUAUGGAGCGUCAUUAUUCUUCAAGUGAACACAGUCAGAAUGAAAUGAUGGGAGAACAGCAUUUCUCAGCACAGAUGAAGCAUGAUAGGAUAUGGAAACAGCGACUAUAUUUGACAAUAUGUAUAUGUAUCCGUCUCAUUCUGGAUAUUAUUGUGGCAUUGAAUAUUCUUCGAGAUGACUCCAAAGAUACUAUCUUUAAUGGCAUUUGUGGUUCCUUAUCUUCCAUCAUUGCCUUUUAUAUAUCAUGGCCAGUGAAGAAAAGCAUUUCAUCGGAAUAAAAGAAAAUCAUUGACUGAUUGAUGUAUUUAUUAACCUUUCUAAACGUGGGUACACAGACAGUAUUGGAAAAGAGACCACUUUUAUUAAUAGAUAAGAGUUUUUA
Messenger RNA from Galdieria sulphuraria, 981 nucleotides. Its product is annotated as peroxisomal biogenesis factor 11. Gene Ontology annotation, biological process: regulation of peroxisome size; peroxisome fission. The transcript has a single exon. Lineage: Eukaryota; Rhodophyta; Bangiophyceae; Galdieriales; Galdieriaceae. Bases 173 to 877 code for a protein of 234 amino acids. The record is from RefSeq and is a predicted model, not a curated record. Gene Ontology annotation, cellular component: peroxisomal membrane.